CUCUCUCUCUCUCUCUCUCUCUCUCUCUCUCUUCACAUUAUAUAAAUUUCUCACUAAGAUUUUUAUGUUUGCCGCUGUGCUGUUAAACUCAAGCUUUUGAUCAGUUCCGGUUUAUUUUUUCUUGGCGUCAGCAAAAGUUUGUUAGGACUUCCUGUGCUUCCAUAUAAUAGUUUCGAGAAGAUGUCGGAUGGUCAUGAAACUGACAAGAACAUUGAGAUAUGGAAGAUCAAGAAGCUUAUCAAGGCACUGGAAGCUGCUCGAGGUAAUGGUACCAGUAUGAUUUCUCUUAUCAUGCCUCCACGUGAUCAAGUUGCUCGUGUUACAAAGAUGCUGGGGGAUGAAUUUGGAACUGCGUCUAACAUCAAAAGUAGAGUGAAUCGCCAAUCUGUUCUUGGUGCAAUUACAUCUGCUCAGCAGAGGUUGAAAUUGUAUAACAAGGUACCUCCAAAUGGACUUGUGCUUUACACUGGAACCAUUGUUACCGAGGAUGGAAAGGAGAAAAAAGUAACAAUUGAUUUCGAGCCCUUCAGGCCUAUCAAUGCAUCGCUCUAUCUCUGUGACAAUAAGUUCCACACUGAGGCACUGAGUGAACUUCUAGAAUCUGAUGACAAGUUUGGCUUUAUUAUUAUGGACGGGAAUGGAACCUUGUUUGGAACAUUGAGUGGUAAUACGAGAGAAAUUCUUCACAAAUUUUCUGUUGACCUCCCCAAGAAACAUGGAAGAGGAGGUCAGUCUGCUUUGCGGUUUGCCCGUCUACGAAUGGAGAAGCGUCACAACUAUGUGAGGAAAACGGCAGAGCUGGCCACCCAAUUUUACAUCAAUCCUCAGACCAGCCAGCCCAAUGUGUCGGGACUUAUACUUGCUGGCUCAGCUGACUUCAAGACUGAGCUCAGUCAAUCUGAUAUGUUUGAUCCUCGUCUUCAGGCCAAGAUUUUGAAUGUAGUUGAUGUUUCUUAUGGAGGGGAAAAUGGUUUCAACCAGGCAAUUGAGCUUUCCGCUGAGAUCUUAUCCAAUGUGAAAUUUAUACAAGAGAAGCGUUUGAUAGGCAAGUACUUUGAGGAGAUUAGCCAGGACACUGGGAAGUAUGUUUUUGGCGUUGAUGACACAUUGAAAGUUCUCGAAAUGGGUGCUGUUGAGACACUUAUUGUGUGGGAGAAUCUGGACAUAACUAGAUAUGUGCUCAAGAAUACCUCCACUGGUGAGCUUAUCAUUAAACACUUCAACAAGGACCAGGAGAUUGAUCAGAAGAACUUUCGGGAUGCAGCCACGAAUGCUGAAUUGGAGGUUCACGAAAAGAUGUCACUGCUUGAAUGGUUCGCCAAUGAAUAUAGACGUUUUGGUUGCACACUUGAAUUCGUCACCAACAAAUCGCAAGAGGGUUCUCAGUUUUGCCGAGGUUUUGGAGGAAUAGGAGGAAUUCUUCGCUACCAGUUGGAUGUUCGAGCAUUUGAUGAACUUUCUGAUGAUGGAGAAAUUUAUGAAGAUUCUGAAUAGCAAUCAACCAACUUCUCCAAUUACGGUGCAGGGGUGGAGCAGAAGACCUGCACCGGCGCGCAAGGGCUCGCGCUAGACGAUGCUGCUCCGACUUUGUUGACAGAAAAAAAUCAGAGGAAUUUCAAGAAGACUUCAUGGUUGAACUCUACAGGAGGAGACAAGGAAUCCCAUGAAGGAGGCAAUGUGUUCGCAACUUAUCCAACGAAACGUGAGACGAUCUGCAAUCCAUGUCUACGUUCUGCGUAUGGUGAAGUUAUGUGAUUAUGCUUUGAGGAGAGAAGGCAGCCCGUAUCUUAAAAGGCUUGAAGUUUGUUACUCAAUCUGUGUUUGUCUAGUUAUGUCUUGUUAAUGGCAGUUGGACCACAAUAUUCUCCUGCAAGUCCUGUGUUCUGGACUGCUUAUAAUAAUGGAGAUGGAUUAUUCUGCUUAAUAAAAUGCUUCUGGUGUUUACUUGAUUAA
Sesamum indicum (sesame) is the source of this 1953-nucleotide messenger RNA. RefSeq names its product eukaryotic peptide chain release factor subunit 1-3. The record is from RefSeq and is a predicted model, not a curated record. NCBI's taxonomy places the organism in Eukaryota, Viridiplantae, Streptophyta, Magnoliopsida, Lamiales, Pedaliaceae. Gene Ontology annotation, molecular function: translation release factor activity. Gene Ontology annotation, biological process: translational termination.